Messenger RNA from Cetraspora pellucida, 1409 nucleotides. The record is from the annotation of a GenBank genome assembly. Lineage: Eukaryota; Fungi; Glomeromycota; Glomeromycetes; Diversisporales; Gigasporaceae.
GAAAUAUUUUAGAUGUGAUUAUAUAUAAGUUCAAUGUAUCAGAGUACUUAAAAGAUGUUCAAUCAAAAUAUGGAGGUUUCUGUGAUAUUCACUUUGGUUCUAAACGAUUUCUAUUAGUUUCAAAUAGUGAUGUGGCAUAUCCAAUUAAUACCUCUUCAGUGGCACAUAGUUAUAAAUUCUUAUAUCGUGAUGUACCAGAUCCUGCAAUGAAAGAUUUGGGUAUGGAAGGUAGUGGAAUAAUUGCCAAUAGAAAUUUGGGUGAAUGGAAAAUCAAUCGCGAGUUUUUCAUAAGAAUAGCCAUGUCGAAAAAAUUUUUGAAAAUGCUUACAGAAAAAUCAUAUGAAAAGGCUACAAAUAUGUUUAAAUUAUGGAAUAUUUUGAUAAAUGACAAGCGGGAAAUUGAUAUGUCUAAAUGGCUAGAAAAGUUUACUGGAGAUAUAGCGGUUUCAACAUCAACUGGACUAUCUGCUUACUCAAUGCUUUCUUAUUUUAAUUUGUUGGGAUAUGAACAAAAUUUUGAUUAUAUCCCAUCUUCAGAAUGGAAACAAUCAUCGGAAAUAAUUUCUCUUAUUAAUUCUUUCUUUGAAACAGUGCUAUGGUUCAAUUACAUCCCAAGUUUUAUAAGACAUGUCCCUGUCAUAAGUUACUUUAACAAAAAGUAUGAAAACGGAAUAAAAAACCUGGAGUUCCUUUUACUUGAAUUAAUUCAAAGAAGACAACAUACUUUAUAUAAGUCAUUAAACCGAUCGUUGAAUGAUCAUGAAAUAUUCGGAGUUAUUAGAGACAUUUUCUUGGGUUCCAUCGAAACGGUUGCAUCAUCAAUGUGUUCAGUAUUUUAUUAUAUAUGCAAACAUCCUUCUGUAAAAUCUAAAGCACUUUCUGAAAUCAACGAGAUAUUCGGACAUUCAAUAAAAUUAGAUACCCUUUACGAGGAUUUAAAUAAACUAUUAUAUUGUGAUGCCUUAAUUAAAGAAGCAAUUCGCUUAACCCCGGCAUUUCCGGCUCUGACACGAUCGAAUUCUGAACCUGUAGAAGUUGGCGGAUAUCUAUGGAAAGAGUCACAAGCAUUUCUAUUAUAUUACCAGGGAAUAAAUAUUAAUAAAUACGAUUGGAUUGAUGGUGAAACUUUUGAUCCUGAAAGGUUUUUGAAGCAUGAAGGUAGUAGGCGAUCAAUGAAUGCUAAAGAAGCUAAUAAUAAAAAGGCAUUUGCAACAUUUGGUGGUGGUGCUAGGGCUUGUCCGGGAAAGCUCUGGGGGAUGAUUGAACUAAAAGUACUAUUAGUUACAAUCUUAAUGAGAUAUGACAUGGAAUUUGUGAAUAAAGAUCAAGGAUUGGACUUAUAUUAUGAUUCAUCCUCUCAUUGGCGAGAACUUAGAAUGCGGUUAAUACCUAGAACGCCGGAAGCAUAA